UCAAUCAAAGCAAUGCAAGUAAAAAUUAAUGAUUUUAAUUUAUAAAUUACCGUAUGUAUCAGAAUUUCAGCAAAAAUAAUCAAUGAAGUUAUUCUGUGUUUUUUUAAUUCCUAAUGUUUCGAACGCAAUCUGUUAUAAAAUUACUAAAAUAACGAUUAUCGUUUAAAAGAUGUUCUUCCAUGACUAUUGCAAUGUGAAAUUAUUACUUCUCUCUUAAUAAUAAUAAUAAUAAAAAAAAAAGACGUUUUCCUGUAUCAUGUCCCACCAUAAGAUGGGAAAAACAGAAGAAACAUAUGUUAUUGCUAAAUAUGAUUAUGCAGCACAGGGAAGUCAAGAAUUGGACAUAAAGAAGGGUGAACGUCUUAUUCUUUUAGAUGAUAGUAAACACUGGUGGAAAGUGCAGAAUGCAAAACACCAAUCUGGUUUUGUUCCUUCAAAUUACGUGAAACGUGAAAAACCAUCAAUAUUUGACAGUAUUCGUCGGAAAGUCAAGAAAAAGACCGAAGCAAAAAUGUCGCCAACUGCUUCACCAAUUGCAACAAAAGAGGUCAAUGUUGAUUCUCCGAGGAAUACCUCUGAUAAAACCAGUACUUAUACUGGUACUUCUGCUAUUGUAAAAUACAAUUAUGAAGCUCAGCAGCCAGAUGAGGUGUCUCUAUCGAAAGGAGCAAGGGUUUUGGUCAUGGAGAAGUCGAAUGAUGGCUGGUGGAAAGGUGAAUGUGAUGGCGUGAUUGGCUGGUUUCCAUCAAAUUAUGUUUUAGAGGAAGCUGAUGAUGCUAAUGAUAGUAGUCAUAACUAUACACCUGCUGGUUCUGCUAACAAUACUCUGCAGAGUGGUGGUUGUCUUGAUGUGGUUUUAGCUUUGUAUUCCUUUACCUCCCAAAAUGAAGAGGAACUGAGCUUCCAGAGGGGUGAACAUUUAGAGAUCAUCGAUAGGCCGGAGAAUGAUCCUGAUUGGUGGAAAGCUCGAAAUCAAAAGAAUGAAGUAGGAUUGGUGCCAAAGAAUUAUGUGCAAGUAGUUUGUCAUGGUAAUUCUGUUGAGACUUAUCCUGGUAAAAACUUCCCACUCUCCAGCAGUGCAGACAUUCUAAUGGAUAAUGGCAUUCCCCGCAAAGAAACAACAAGCUUAUCUCUGGGUGCCAGUGGUGGUUCCCCAGCAUUGUUUCGGAAUAAAUUUGGUAGCUUGCAAGAACGCCCAGAUCUGACUGGGAAAAGCUGGUAUUAUGGCAGCAUUACAAGAAGUGAUUGUGAUCAAAUGUUAAAUGAAUAUGCUGAGGAUGGUGACUUUAUUGUACGGGAUAGUGAGACAAAUGUUGGUGAUUAUUCAAUAUCUUUGAAAGCACCAGCAAGAAACAAGCAUUUCCGUGUCCAUGUUGAAGGACGGGUGUUUUGCAUUGGACAGAGAAGGUUUGAUACUCUGGAUGAUUUAGUAGAACAUUACAAACGAGCUCCUAUUUACACUAGUCCGAGGGGUGACAAACUAUACUUAAUAAAACCUUUUCAGAAAACAGCAAAGUCAUAAUGGCAAAUGACAUUUAAUGAAUUUAAAUUCAUCUUCUCCUGUUGAUAACAUCCCGUGUGCUCAAAAUGUGUGUACAUGCAGAGGUGCCAACUACCUAACAAAUCCCCAUUUCUAUCUCAGUAAGGUACAAAAAAAAUAAUAAUGGUGCUGUUUUGCCAUGUUUAAAAUCUGCUUAAUCUUUUAUAUUUUUUAAUCUACUUAAAAAGUUUACUUUAGUUUGUCUCUUAAUCUUUAAAUUUUUUGGACGUGCCAAAGGUAUAUGGUGAAGACCAAUUACAUAUUAAGGCUUUUGAUUUUGCAAGAGUAGUAUUAGAUUUAAUUCUCUUUAGAUAUUUAAUAUGGAAGAUGAUAAAUAUUUUUUAUAUAUUUUUAAAUAUAAUAAUGCUAUAAACUUAGUAUUAAAUUAAGUUUUAAGUACUUCCUGGAAAAUGACUUCAAAACAUGAAAAUUAAUUAAUAUUUUUUAAUGGUUCAGAAUUUUUAAAAAAUUCUGUUAAGAAGUUCACUCUCUAAGAUUUGAAGUCAAUUAUUACUUUUUUUUUCACUCUCUGCCUAUUAGAAAAGCAUGGAAGUGGCAAUUUUGACUUUUUCUUGUUUAUUGUAAUUCAUUAUUAAUAAAAAAAUAUUUGCCUUUAUAAUUAUUUCAAGAAAUCCCUAUCAUUACAAUUGUAUAUUUUUAAAAAUAUGUCUCUCCUUAUGUUCUGAUUAUGUCCAAUGAAAGAGGUUAACUUACAUCCAUAUUCACAGUAUUUCGAAGGUUCUAUACUACAUUUUUAUUUGCACCUGGUUUUCUUAGUUUUUCUGUUCAUCUUUUCUUUGAAAAAUGGCAAGGAUUUGUGACGUUGGCAUUUCUGCAUAUUUGCUUAUCUUCUCGAAUUCUGUACUAUUCAGCUCUGGUUACUAUGUUAGUGCCAUUCUGAUCUGAUUAGAAAAUGUAUUAUUUUGCUGUACUACCCUAUUUGCCACAAAGUGCCUUUAGUUUACUUUCUAUUGCCUUCCUUUUACUUGAUAUGUUAAAUUAUAAGCAAAUUACAAUUUAUUAUUUGUUAAAAUGGCACUUCUAAAUUUGCAAACCAGCUUUUUUAAGUUUUUGUUUCAUUUCCUAAUUACUAUAUUUUUUUAUGAAGUAAUCAAUCAAGCCUCCUUAAAUUCAACCAUUUUUAACAUGAGAGCUUAACAUCUGAACUCAGCAUGUUCUGUGUGAGCCUUAAAUCUUUUCAUGUUUCCUGUGAACAAGCAGUCAUAAAAAAAUUAUGCAUGAAGUUUUUCUGAGCAGUUUUCGUUACAAAGAUUUUGAGAGUAUUUAUGGCUAUGACACUUUUGUAUUUAUAUAUUGCAUUCCAAUACAUAUUUGCACUCCAUGUUUUAAAAUUUUUUUAUAGUGUUGAUUGUAGAGGUAAUUUUAUUUAGAAUAUAGUUGCAAGUCUUGUUUUGGUUAUCAUUGGAGAUCCUUGCA
Molecule: messenger RNA, 2977 nt
Organism: Argiope bruennichi
Lineage: Eukaryota; Metazoa; Arthropoda; Arachnida; Araneae; Araneidae
Product: cytoplasmic protein NCK2-like
Exons: 3
Coding region: 257-1522 (421 amino acids)
Molecular function (GO): protein binding
Source: RefSeq, a predicted model, not a curated record